Anoplopoma fimbria (sablefish) is the source of this 3294-nucleotide messenger RNA. RefSeq names its product vacuolar protein sorting-associated protein 4B-like. Bases 177 to 1484 code for a protein of 435 amino acids. Lineage: Eukaryota; Metazoa; Chordata; Actinopteri; Perciformes; Anoplopomatidae. The transcript is spliced from 11 exons. Gene Ontology annotation, molecular function: ATP binding; ATP hydrolysis activity. The record is from RefSeq and is a predicted model, not a curated record. Gene Ontology annotation, biological process: vacuole organization; endosomal transport.
ACCCGGAAGUGACAGUAAUGCGGAAGUAGAGAGACGAGCCCUGAGUUUUUGUUGUGCGUUUUUGAAGCUGUUGUUUUGUUUAAGAAUGAAACAUAAGUAGCAGGUAACAACGACACAGUUAAGGCUUCACAGUUUAAUCUAAAGAAGUGAAGUGUGACCGUCGUACCUGAAGCUCAAUGGCCGGAGGAAACUUACAGAAAGCUAUCGAUCUCGCCAGCAAAGCUGCAGCGGAGGACAAAGCCAAAAACUACGAAGAGGCCCUCAAAUGUUACCAGAAUGCAGUUCAAUACUUCCUUCAUGUUGUCAAGUAUGAGACGCAGGGUGAGCGAGCGGCGCAGAGCAUCAGAGCCAAAUGUAACGACUACCUGGACCGAGCCGAGCAGCUGAAGGAAUAUCUGAAGAAGAAGGAGAACGCUCCUCCGACCAAACCCGUCAAAGAGUCCGAUGACAAAGGGGAUGAAAGUGGUGAUGGGGACGACGCAGAGAAGAAGAAGUUCCAAAAUCAACUCUCAGGUGCUAUUGUAAUGGAAAAGCCAAACAUCAAGUGGGACGAUGUAGCUGGACUAGAAGGCGCCAAAGAAGCCUUAAAAGAAGCCGUGAUCCUUCCCAUCAAAUUCCCUCAUCUGUUCGUAGGAAAGAGAACUCCUUGGCGGGGGAUCCUUCUGUUUGGUCCUCCGGGAACAGGAAAGUCCUACCUGGCCAAGGCGGUGGCAACAGAGGCCAACAACUCCACCUUCUUCUCCAUCUCCUCCUCCGACCUCGUGUCCAAGUGGUUGGGCGAGAGUGAAAAGUUGGUGAAGAGCCUGUUCACUUUAGCCCGAGAACACCGGCCGUCUAUCAUCUUCAUCGACGAGAUCGACUCCCUGUGCGGCUCCAGGAGCGAGAACGAGAGCGAGGCGGCGCGCAGAAUCAAGACGGAGUUCCUCGUCCAGAUGCAAGGCGUUGGGAAUAAUAAUGAGGGAAUCCUGGUCCUCGGAGCCACAAACAUACCCUGGACAUUGGACUCUGCAAUCAGGAGGAGGUUUGAAAAGAGAAUCUACAUCCCUCUGCCCGAGGCGCACGCCCGCUCCUUCAUGUUCAAACUGCAUCUGGGCUCCACCCCCAACAGCCUGAUGGAGUCUGACUUCGUCACCCUCGGCCAAAAGACAGAGGGCUACUCGGGGGCGGACAUCAGUGUCAUCGUUAGAGACGCCCUCAUGCAGCCGGUCAGGAAGGUCCAGUCCUCCACCCACUUCAAAAAGGUUCGCGGGUCGUCGUGGAACAAACCCGACAUCGUGGUGGAAGACCUGCUGACUCCGUGUUCGCCGGGCGACCCCAACGCCAUCGAGAUGACGUGGAUGGACGUUCCUGGGGAGAAACUUCUCGAGCCAGUCGUGUCCAUGCCUGACAUGCUGAGGUCACUGACGAGCACCAAGCCGACGGUGAACGAGCAGGACUUGGACAAGCUGAAGAAGUUUACAGAGGAUUUUGGUCAAGAAGGCUAAUAAUAUCUACGCUCUGCUCUUUAAUAAGACUGCAACUCACCACUAUUUUCACUGUCAAUUAUUUUUGCGAUCAUUCGGUUAAUCUUGUGUGUCAAAGUGUCGAAAAAUGUCCAUCAAAAGUUACUGGAGCCCAAAGUUCUAAAGUUUAUUAAUUCGAUUAGCAGUCAAAGUAAAUGUUUGUUAAAGAUGUGACGCAAUGGAAAUGUGAGAUAAUAUUAAAGGGGUAGUUUGGAUGUUUUGAAGUGUGGUUGUAUGAUGUAGUUCUCCAUAGUCGGUGUAGUACUACAGUAGAUGAAGUUUAGAGAAACAGAUACGAGUACCAGCACACAGGAGCAAAGUGAUGUACUGUUGUGGACGCAUUCUGACACCUAAAAGAAUCAAUAUUAGUGAAGUGAACGCUAUAUUUUGAAUAUUUUCCCCUCUUUACCUGAAGCCGUUAACCUUUCUCCCUUUAAGCUACCAGACUCCAUUGACAAAAACAGUAUUUUUUCCUUGCAGACCACAGGAGACCCUGGUUUAUCUCUGCCUCCAUCAGUUGGUUUGUUUGUGUUAUUGUGUGACUUUGGUGAAUCAGAACUAACCAUUUUAAGACACCAAAGUCACACAAUAACACAAACAAACUAACCGAUGGAGGCAGCGUUAGACCGGCAACUCCUGUGUUCUGAGAGGUUAAAUUACUGUUUUUGUCAACGGAGUCUGGUGUCUUUGAAGAGAGCAUAGAUAACGGCUUCAGUUCCUUGUCAGAAAGGGUCGUCUUUGGGCAAGGUGAAGAGAUGAAAAUAUUCAAAAUAUAGCUUAAACUUAAACUGAUAUUGAUUCUUUAGGUGUAAAAUACGUCCACAGCAGUACAUUGCUUUGCUUUCCUGGUACUCCUGUCUCUUUCUCCAAAACUAAGUCUACUGUAGUAAUACACCGACUAUGUAGAAGUACCUCAUACAACAAGUCUUCAAAAAAAUUCAAAACUACCCCUUUAAGGAUUUAGUUCAAGAUAAAGUAGCUGAUUUUAUUGGAUAAUUGACCAAAAUCAAAUAAUCAUUUAAUCAACUACACUAUCAGAACUAUUUAUCAGUAAUUUAUCGAUCCACUGUUGCUCGUGUUUACAUCUUCAUAUCUCCUUUUACGUCUUGGUUUUAUUUUGCAUGUCUCAAACCAAAGUGAUAAUGAUCUUUAUUUUUUGGUUUAAAGGUCCCCAUCACUUUUCUAGAAUAUCUAUAAUAGAUGGUCAUGCUUCAGUGGGUAAAUGCAUAUUUUCAACACUACGUGCCUCUUAAUGUAGUCUUUAUUUUGCAAUGAACAAUAGUAGUAUGGGGUUGGCUUUCAUAAAUGGGAAUUUAGUCUGUCAAAUUUACUCCUUUAAACAUGUGAAUAACCUUUUACUGGUUAUUUUUGUUUUUCUAUACACAAAGUUAUCAUCACCAGCUUCAAAUGGGCCUUCUGGGUUUCUUUUGAGUAGCUAAAAUUAUACAAAAUAUCAUAAAAUAUUGUACAACGAUGCUUUUUAAAGCAUUAGUUAAUUCUGUCUAUGCAUAAAUCAUUUACACUUCUACAGUUUCAACUUUCAGACCCUGGUAGUCGGUUACUGUGUGAAUUACUUAUAUUUCCUGUCAAUAUGUUGCCUGAUAUCAGACAGAAGUGUGGUGGAUUCAAACGUCUGGUCCCAGUUCUGUUUAUAUGCUCAGUGGGGUUUCUUUUUGGGGGUUUACUUGCUACGUAAAUAAAACUUGUUGAGGUGGAGAUUUGCACUAUUGCUGUAUCCUACACGACAUGUUCUGUGAACGAACGUCUCAGGGUUAAAAAUAAACAACACAGA